Molecule: messenger RNA, 2277 nt
Organism: Osmia bicornis bicornis
Lineage: Eukaryota; Metazoa; Arthropoda; Insecta; Hymenoptera; Megachilidae
Exons: 1
Coding region: 1-2277 (758 amino acids)
Molecular function (GO): nucleic acid binding; RNA-DNA hybrid ribonuclease activity
Source: RefSeq, a predicted model, not a curated record
AUGCCUAGCACUGGGUUACGUACCGUAUGGAGAAUAGCCAGGGUGAUCUUUCUGCCUAAGCCAGGCAGAAGUGGCUACGACACGGCAAAAUCCUUCAGGCCAAUCAGCCUCACAUCCUUUCUACUAAAAACUUUAGAAAGGCUGGUUGAUAGGCACAUUAGAGAGCAUGCACUGGCAGAAAGGCCAAUACACGCCUCCCAACAUGCGUACCAGUCGGGCAAAUCCGUGGAGACGGCGCUCCACCACCUCGUAAGGGAGGUGAAAGAGGCCCUGCCCCAGGGAGAGUCCGUCGUGAGUACCUUCAUAGACAUAGAAGGGGCAUUUGACGGCACAUCCUUCGAUGUGAUGAAUGAAGCAGCAAGAAGCUUCGCGAUUGACAAUAGUCUGGUCACCUGGAUCGACAACAUGUUACGAACCAGGACUAUAAUAACCUCUUCCGAUGGGUCUUCGUUGAGGGCACGCAUCGCAAGGGGUUGCCCGCAGGGGGGAGUCCUAUCUCCCCUGCUGUGGACCCUUGUGGUAGACGGGCUACUCCACAGGCUCAGCGAGGAAGGUUUUCUGGUGAUAGGGUAUGCGGAUGACAUCUGUAUAUCGGUCAGAAGCAGACACCCGCACUAUAUAGCGAGAAGACUGCAAGAAGCACUCACACUCGUGCCAAAAUGGUGCCUAUCCCACAAACUCAUGGUAAAUCCUACCAAGACGGAGAUGGUACUGUUCUCGAAGAAAAGGUGCUUUGAAUUCAAGGCCCCCUCACUGUUCGGGGUGGAGAUCAGUCUAUCCACCUUAGCGAAAUAUCUAGGGGUCACCCUAGAUAUGAAGCUAAACUGGAAACUCCACAUCGAAAAGCAGGCACAAAACACAAUUGCAACCUACUGGGCCUGCAGGAGGAUGUUUGGAACUACGUGGGGACUAAAACCAAGAAUGGUCAGGUGGAUAUACACCGCAAUCUUGGUACCCCAAGUAACAUAUGCCUCCGUUGUAUGGUGGACCUCUAUGAGGAAACAAUGCAACAGGAGGCACCUGGAAAAGAUCCACCGCCUAGCAUUGCUCGGGAUGACUGGGGCCUUCCGCACCACACCGACAAUGGCAAUGGGGGCACUCAUAGACCUGGCACCACCACACAUCAUGGUAGAAGCAGGGACCAGGAGCACAGCCGUAAGACUAUUCCUAGCAGGCAAAUGGAAGAGGGCGUCAACGGGCCACGCGUCAAUCCUUAGGGUAUUCAGGGAACCAGGAGGGGCCUUAACUCUAGGGGGAGACGCCUGUGACCCGACAUACCAUUUUAAUAACAGCUUCCGGGUAAGUAUCCCAUGCAAAGAAGCGUUGGAAGCAAACCGGGAGGAACUCCUCACUCCGGGAGGGCUGAUUUGGUAUACAGACGGCUCCAAAACCAAGACGGGUACCGAAGCAGGAAUCUGGGGAGAGAGGCCCAGGGCGGAAAUAGCAAUGUCCCUGGACCCGCACGUAUCCAUCCUUCAGGCGGAAGUGUUUGCCAUAUGGGCCUGCCCCAAGCUGUGCUUGGAACGGGACUAUAGGGACAAACACAUCUACAUCUGUAGUGACAGUAAGGCUGGGCUUGGAUCCCUACGUGCUACGAUAGUGCGAUCCAGGCUGGUAGAAGACUGCACGGACAUGUUGGAACGGUUGGUUAAUAAAAACAACCGCGUCAACCUAAUCUGGGUACCUGGACAUGCAGGUAUCCCGGGAAACGAGAAGGCGAAUAUGCUGGCAAGGGAAGGAGCCAGAAAGCCCGACCCUGACACAGCAUACCGCAUAGGUGUCGACAGAGGAACGGUAAAGGAGAUGGUGAGGAAGUGGGCGAAUACCAAAAACCACCUGACCUGGAACGGUACUCAAGGAAUGAGACACACUAAGGCCAUGUUCAAAGGGCCAUCGUCACGGCUAGACAGGACUGUGAGCCGCCUAGACAGAAACCAACUGUGUUUACUCGUGGGGCUCAUUACUGGGCACUGGUAUACGAGGGAACACUUGAUACACCUAGGAACCGGCAGCGAACCAGGGUGCCCUAGAUGUGGAGAGGAGGAUGAGACUCCUCUCCACCUGAUAUGGCGUUGUAAAGGACUAGAGGCCCUAAGGCGAUCCAGUUUUAGGGCUGCCGUGCUUGACGACGCUCGUGUGGAGGACAUUGGAGUGGGAAGGCUUCUGGGCUUUGCCAAAGAGGCCGGCCUACACAAUAUACCUCAAUUUCAGUACUGCCCACAGGGGCUCGGGCCCAAUGGUCCCGGGAGGACUGAGUGCCCGCAGACUGCGCAGUAA